UCCCGCGGGCGCACGCGCGGGGGGGCGGAGCCUCUUUCGUCAGCGCUGUCAAUGGCGGCGGCGGGACUGGGACCCGGCGAGGCCGCCGCUGCCGCUCACGCUCUGUCGCUGCCGGCCGAGGCCUUCGGCAAUGAUCCCCGCGUGGAGCUGGCCUGGGCCAUGAGGGCGCACCAGCACGCCGAGAUCUACUUCAAUCUCAUCUCCUCCGUGGACCCCAAGUUCCUGAACCUGACCAAGGUCGAUGACCAAAUCUACCGCGAGUUCAGGGCGGCCUUCAGGGACCUGCGGGUGGAGGUGCUGGACCCCGAGGAGCUGAAGUCGGAGCCUGCCAAGGAGAAGUGGCGCCCGUUCUGCCUGCGCUUCCAGGGGCUGGUGGAGGACUUCAACUACGGCACCUUGCUGCGCCUGGACUGCCGCGGCGGCUACACCGAGGACAACAGCAUCUUCGCCACCAGGAUCCAGUUCUUCGCCAUCGAGAUCGCUCGGAACAGGGAGGGAUGGAACAGCGCUGUCUACAGCAGGGCCAGGGAGCCGGCAGCUCUGGAAGCGGCGUCGGGGUCGGGGUGAGGAUGGGACCAGCUCCAAGAGGGGCAGGGAGCUGGUGGCCAGGCGGGGGCCCGGCAGGGCUGCACCCACCCCGUCACAGGCUGUAAAUAAACGUUUUUACACUGAAGG
Molecule: messenger RNA, 675 nt
Organism: Neopsephotus bourkii (Bourke's parrot)
Lineage: Eukaryota; Metazoa; Chordata; Aves; Psittaciformes; Psittacidae
Gene: PBDC1
Product: polysaccharide biosynthesis domain containing 1
Exons: 6
Coding region: 52-567 (171 amino acids)
Cellular component (GO): cytoplasm
Source: RefSeq, a predicted model, not a curated record